Olea europaea var. sylvestris is the source of this 659-nucleotide messenger RNA. Its product is annotated as peptidyl-prolyl cis-trans isomerase CYP20-1. Lineage: Eukaryota; Viridiplantae; Streptophyta; Magnoliopsida; Lamiales; Oleaceae. The transcript has 6 exons. The record is from RefSeq and is a predicted model, not a curated record. Gene Ontology annotation, molecular function: peptidyl-prolyl cis-trans isomerase activity. Gene Ontology annotation, biological process: protein peptidyl-prolyl isomerization; protein folding. Gene Ontology annotation, cellular component: intracellular membrane-bounded organelle. Bases 34 to 492 code for a protein of 152 amino acids.
GAGAUUGCAGGAAAACCAGCUGGGCGUAUUGUUAUGGGUCUCUUUGGAAAAACUGUGCCGAAGACAGCAGAGAACUUUAGAGCUUUGUGUACAGGGGAGAAAGGCACUGGAAAGAGUGGGAAGCCUCUUCAUUACAAAGGAAGCACAUUCCACAGAAUAAUACCCAGCUUUAUGCUUCAAGGCGGGGACUUUACUCUUGGUGAUGGAAGAGGCGGGGAAUCAAUUUAUGGGGAGAAGUUUGCUGAUGAAAAUUUCAAAAUCAAACAUACUGGACCUGGGCUUUUGUCUAUGGCAAAUGCUGGCCAGGACACUAAUGGUUCACAGUUUUUCAUCACAACUGUGACGACCAGCUGGUUGGACGGUCGUCAUGUUGUAUUCGGAAAGGUGCUGUCAGGAAUGGAUGUGGUAUAUAAGAUAGAAGCUGAAGGCAACCAGAGUGGAACACCCAAAAGCAAAGUUGUGGUUGCAGACAGUGGUGAACUUCCCCUGUAAUCAGCUUGUACUUGUACUUGUCUGUUUCUCCCAUCUAUUUACUCCGGAUUAUGCAUCUUAAUUUAUGUACCUGAACUAUGUUAAUUCAGGAAAAUGAAAUAUGUACCUUAAAUGUACACUUUUCAGUUUGGCACUUAAUAUUAUGAGUCCAUAUUGCCUGUAGAAUA